GAGAAGAGACAAGAAGACACAGAACAAGUAGCCACUCUCUCAUCUCACCACCCCUCUUUCUCUCUACUUGCUCUCUAUCUCUCUCUGUGUCUCUCCACUUUCUCUUCUUCUUCUUCUUCUUCUUCUUCUUGCUCUAGAGAUCUCUCUAUCUCCAUUCUUUUCUCUCUCUGUUUCUAGAAAGACAACAGUGACAUUUUGUCUGAACGCAUCUAUGGCUGCUCUGGUGCUUUCACUUCUCCUUCUAUCCUUGGCUGGACAUUCUAGUGCCUCAUGGUGUGUGUGUAAGACAGGGCUGAGUGAUACAGUGCUACAGGCAACCCUAGACUAUGCUUGUGGAAAUGGAGCAGAUUGUAAUCCUACUAAACCAAAACAAUCUUGCUUCAACCCUGACAAUGUUAGGUCUCAUUGCAACUAUGCAGUCAAUAGCUUCUUCCAAAAGAAGGGUCAAUCUCCUGGCUCUUGUAAUUUCGAUGGAACUGCCACUCCCACUAACUCCGAUCCCAGUUAUACAGGUUGUGCCUUUCCUACUAGUGCCAGUGGCUCUAGCGGCAGCACAACUGUGACACCUGGCACAACCAAUCCAAAAGGCAGCCCAACGACCACCACACUUCCUGGUAGUGGUACCAACAGUCCUUAUUCAGGGAACCCAACCAAUGGAGUUUUUGGGGGAAAUAGCACAGGAGGCACCACUGGGACAGGGAUUAACCCGGAUUACACGACAGACAGCAGCGCGUUUGCUCUCAAGAACUCAAGCAAAUUGUUCAUCUGCCUUCUCUUGAUCGCUUCGAGUGGAUUCUGCUCUUUCCUGAUGCUCUAAGGAUGUUAAUGGUCUCUGGUUCUGUGGGUGCACUUAGUUAUCGUUUCGAGGACAUUUUGGUCUAGUUUAGUGGUAAUCUCUGUCUCUGUGUUAUGGGUCUAUGUUAUGUUUUUGUUUGUAAGAAGAUUUCAGCUCUUGCAGUUACUCUUAAUUACCUCUUUGACUGUUCUGGUAGAUUUGAUGCCAGUGAAAAAAAAUCUUAAUAUAUAAUUACAUUAUCUCGUCUCCGGUUAAUAUACCAAGACUCAAUUUUUUUUUUCAAAAA
Molecule: messenger RNA, 1082 nt
Organism: Arabidopsis thaliana (thale cress)
Lineage: Eukaryota; Viridiplantae; Streptophyta; Magnoliopsida; Brassicales; Brassicaceae
Gene: PDCB1
Product: plasmodesmata callose-binding protein 1
Exons: 4
Coding region: 212-817 (201 amino acids)
Cellular component (GO): membrane; plasma membrane; plasmodesma
Source: RefSeq, marked reviewed